AUGUCUGAUCCUAUCCCACAACUGGUAUCCAAUUGGUUGUUUAACGUUAUUCAACCGUUAUAUGACAACAAACAAAUAGUCUACACCCAUGUCUACCAAUUUCUACAAGUUCAUUUAAAAAAGAAUCUUAACUUUAAGGUCAGAACUCGUGUCUACACCUCAAGUGGAUCGGGGCAAUCCAAUUUACUAAUAAAUCUAUUUGGUACUAUUGCCAUUAACAAUGAAAUAUCUGUUCCGGUAGAGAUUUGGGUACCUACAUCAUACCCAUUUGUUGAUCAAGCUGGGAAUGGGACACCAUUGGUGUACAUAGUUCCAGAUCAUAAUAGAAACUGGUACCUCAGGCCAAGCAAUAACGUCGACACACAAGGAAUGUUUUAUCACCCUUACAUGUCUAGUUGGUAUAAAGAGUGUAAAAAGGUGAACCAAAGUUCUUUGAAUAGAUAUAACUUAGUGGAACUACUUAAUGUGGUGUAUCAAAGUGUAACAACAAAUUGUCCAAUAGUUUCCGAGCAACCGAUCCCAAGCAAUUUACCACCAAAACCAGCAAAGAUAGCUAUCAAUUCACCAGAUGCAACGCCAGCACCUAUCCUUCCUUCUGUGCCUACACAAUCACCAGUGCUGAUGUCUUUCUCGGGUGAGAAUCAAAAUCAACCAGGUCGUCUACAACCAGAGACAACAGGACCUCCGUUGCCAGCCAAACCUCCGAAAUUACAAUCUCCACCACUGCAAAAUUAUAGUAAUACCCCGUUGAAAUAUCAAUCUCCGUUGCCGUUACCAGAUGAAAGAAACAAUAUGCAGAUCCCAUUCUCAUAUCCAGUGGACCGUACGUCUUCGCCACUCCACCCUACUGGAUUUGACAAGCCGCCAUCUCGUACAGAGGAUAAAUGUGACGUGAUUCUUCAAAAUAGAUCAACUGUGUCACCAUCAACGACAAUUCAAGCGCCUGUGGACUUGAUGGAUAAUGAGAAUAGUGUUACUUCUACGGGCAACUUACAGAGGAAGCAAAUGUUAGAUCAAUUGGCAAUUAAUAUAAACAAGUGUCUUGUUGAUGACGAGAUAAAUCAAGACAUCAGAGGAACAAAUGAAAAUAUUAUGAAGAUUGAAGCGUUGUAUAAUCAGUUGGAUCAUCAUCUUCAACAAGCUCAAGGAAACUCAAGAAACUUGGAUGAUCAUAUCAACUAUCUUUCUACACAGUUGACCAAUUUAACUAACCUAAACAGAGAUUUAUCUCAAUUAGAUGAAAAGAAUAGUCAUGAUAAAAGCAAUGUAUCGAUAAAUCCUUUGACGACAAUUUCACUUGAUGACUUGAUUAUCCCAGAUCUGCCAUUGACAAAACAACUAUAUGAAAUAACACUGGAAAUUAAAGCUAUCAAAGAUACAAUAAAUUUGAUUACCGGGAGCUUUCACAACCAACAGGAAACUAUAAAUGACGAUAGAUUUGAUACAUGUGUGAAAAUGGUUAGAAACAUGGGUAGAGAUUUAUUCUGGUUGGAAUUGACAAAGGAAGAAAUUUCAAAAAAGAUAAUGAAUUUAUCCUGA
Molecule: messenger RNA, 1539 nt
Organism: Candida tropicalis MYA-3404
Lineage: Eukaryota; Fungi; Ascomycota; Pichiomycetes; Serinales; Debaryomycetaceae
Gene: VPS23
Product: ubiquitin-binding ESCRT-I subunit protein
Exons: 1
Coding region: 1-1539 (512 amino acids)
Biological process (GO): endosome to lysosome transport; protein modification process; protein transport
Cellular component (GO): ESCRT I complex
Molecular function (GO): ubiquitin binding
Source: RefSeq, a predicted model, not a curated record